AGAGCAAAUAAUAAAAUCUGGGGUUCUGGAGUGUAUUGAUCGCCCUUGAGGAGUUAUUUGAUGGAAAGUAAUGAAUUUCUGUAGAACAGAUUCUCCCUGUGCAUUGUGCGUCUGCUGGUCUCCUGAAGGCUGCCUUUUAAGCCUUCAAAAGAAUUUAGAGGAGCGUAUCUGAGAAGGUGAUCUGAGCCUCCUUGCUGCAUUACAAGCUCACACAAAAUAUGAAUAAUAUGAGUUUCAGCAAGCAAACCUGUUGGCUUUAGGAUGUAAAGGGAAGCUGGCAGCUGCCGUCUUGUCUUGUUAACUAGCGAUGAUUCAAGUCUUGCAGAUUGUAAAAGAACUGGUCUCACCGUCGAGGCGCAGAGCUACCACAGAGAAGAAAGAUCCAGAUUCAGAACAGGAUGCAGCUCUUAAAUCUGCUGUGGAACGAGCUGACAUAGUUGCUAAAUAUGACAAAGGCCGAGACGGAGCAAAGAUUGAACCCUGGGAAGAUGCAGACUAUCUAGUUUAUAAGGUCACUGACAGAUUUGGCUUUCUGCAUGAUCAAGAGCUGCCUUCUUACGAUGAUGCAACAGAAAAGCAAAAACUCCUUGAGAUUGAAAGAACAUCAAAGUGGGUGAAAAUGUUCAGAAGUUGGGAUAGGUACAAGAACACUGAAAAGCUCCACAGAAGAAUCUACAAAGGUAUCCCACUUCAGCUAAGAGGGCAGGUGUGGUCGCUAAUCUUGGAGGUUCCAAAACUUAAAGACGAACGGAAGGACCUUUACAUGAUUCUGAAACAGAAAGCAAGGCGUCUGUCUCCUGACAUUAGGCAGAUUGAUUUGGAUGUUAACCGAACAUUUCGAGAUCACAUUAUGUUCAGAGACCGAUAUGGUGUUAAACAGCAAGCUUUAUUUCAUGUGUUGGCUGCAUAUUCAUUGUAUAACACGGAAGUUGGAUACUGUCAGGGAAUGAGCCAAAUUACCGCGUUACUACUCAUGUAUAUGAAUGAAGAAGAUGCCUUUUGGGCCUUGGUAAAACUGUUCUCCGACAAUAGACAUUCUAUGCAUGGUUUCUUUGUACCAGGUUUCCCAAAGCUUUUAAGAUUUCAGGAGCACCAUGACAAAAUAAUGAAGAAAUUUAUGCCUAAGCUUAAGAAGCACUUUGAAUCUCAGGAACUCUACACAAGUCUGUACACUAUGAAAUGGUUUUUCCAGUGCUUCCUAGAUCGGACUCCUUUCACGCUUAACUUAAGGAUAUGGGAUAUCUACAUACUUGAAGGAGACAGAGUCCUUACCGCUAUGUCCUACACCAUUUUAAAACUGCAUAAAAAAUACCUAAUGAAGCUGUCUAUGGAAGAGCUCAUAGAAUUCCUGCAGGAAAAUCUUGCCAAGAACUUUGGUUUUGAAGAUGAUUAUGUAAUAGAUCAACUUCAACUUUCUAUGUCUGAACUGAAGCGGGCAAAGCUUGACCUUCCUCCACCAGGGAAAGAUGAAGAGUUUCCAAAAAAACAACUAGGCCAAGUUCCUUACGAGCCACCUCCAGUACAUCUCAAUCAUGUUAUGAACGGACAAAAGAUUACCAACAAACUUCCUUCUCAGAUGAAAGCAGAAAAAGUACCAUCUCCCAAUAAAGGACAGCAAGUGUCCCCAAGCAUCGAAAGAAGAAGAAAUAACUCCAUGGAAAAAGCCAAUUUAAAAACUCCAAAGCGAGGCCCCAUAGACAACCGUCCUGAACAGAAUAAGGGAGAAACACAACAGCAGAAAUAUCCACAGCCUGCUGUAGCUACUCAAGACAAUGAUAAAAUAUCUAAUCAUGCUACAGCUAACCAGAACUCAAAUGCAGCAUCCAGUGCCUCAAAGGGAAUUGCUCCUAGAUGGAACCUGCCAUCAGAAUCCAAAAAUAAGGAUCCAAUGAUGAAACAUGGUGACGGAAGAGGAAGACCACCAGAUUAUAAUGUUUCAAGUCAUCUUGAAUCUCAAGUUCUGAUCACUAAGAAAAAAGGCAGGGUUAUUGACAUGGAUGGUAAAAGAGGAUCUAAUGCAUCACAGUAUGAUAAUGUUUCUGGAGGUGAACAUGAAAAUGAUAAUCAUGCUGAAGACAUCAGGCAACGAUCAGAUUCUCUUAGUCAAAGAAAUGUAAUGUACUCCACUGGCACUUCUUCAAGACAUCCUUCAAAAAGUUCCAGUCCACCAAGAACAGUUGAAAACAUGGGAAUUAUACAGCCACAUUCUCCAUAUCGGGAUACUGAUUUUGAGUAUAACAUGAAGCAGUCACCACCUGUAUAUAGUGAUCCACCUCUUUACAGUGAUAACACUAAAUAUUCAGCAAGUAGAAUGAAUAGUGAACAUCAUUCCCCGGUAAACUGGAUUAGCCCAUCAAAUCGAUCAUAUGAUUAUAACUUUGACUUUUUUCCAGAUAAAAUGCCUGUGAAAUCGUCUGCUAGGCAGUACCCUUAUACAUCACCUUCCAACAGGAUUGAAGUUCUACCAGCGGAUGACAGUGAAACUGUUCGGCUAGGCGGUUUUAGUCCAAGGGAAAACAACAGAUAUGUAUUACCCUCAGUAGAUUAUCCUAACACAUCCUACACAUAUUUUCCAGAUGUAACAUUAGGAACCAAUGGACAUCCGUUAAACAAGGAAAGCUCCAGAGGUUACAUGUCCAGUUUGCAAAAGUCUCCUGGGGUUCAACACUCACCAAAUCAGGCCUAUAAUUUUUCAUCCUUGUCUAUAAAUAACCCAACGAGAUACAGGACUUCUCCACACAAUGAACACGUUAAUCAACCUCGGUAUCUUCAUUCAAACUCUGGAGUUAGUGGACAACCGUUCAGAAAUCCUCGUGAUGGGAUCAUAAUGCAUGAAUCAGUGAUGCUGUGAAAAAAUAUUUACUGCUUGAUGAAGUCAUUUUAAAAACAGGGCAAACAUAAACUGUUGGCUUGUUUAGAAAAAAACAACAUUUCAAACUUAAAUAUUUGCUUCGGUGCAUUUUGUUUUAGAAGGGUUUAAAUCGGUUAUUGUACUUUAAACAAUGAAAUGCAGAUUAUGCCAGAUGUGCUUCAAUAAACAAAGUGCAUGUGUGUAGUCAUGGGAUGUUCUAGGUAACCUCAGAACCUUUCAGAAUGAGAAACAUAGACAUUGACCUUUCUUCUGCGUAUAAUAUAUAUUGUUGGGGAAAAAGAUAUUAACACAAUUUGUGUUUGUAUCCCAAUGUGGCUUACGGAGGUUUCAGUCAGGAUGUUAUGUGUCAAGGUUAUCAGUUGGUCUUAAUUAAAGGGAAAAAUAGAUCUUUUUAUUCUGAGCUUUAUGCAGCCUUCACCUUAAAUGUCAGGGAUGCACAACCCCAGUCUUUGACGUCCACAAACAGGUCACAAUUUUGGAUAUCCCAUCUCAAUAAUAAAAAAAACAAAAACAUUGUUACUUGUUUUAAGUAAUUCCUGGCCUGCUUAUGGCUCUCGAGAACUCGAGUUGUACAGCCCUUUAAAAUUGCUCCCAUUUAUGCAAUGUAUUAUUGUCCAAAUUCUAUAGUUGACCCUAAAAAUAUACUUCUGCUUAGUAUGCAUGUCAUGUGGCCAGGCUGCAAUGUGACACUCACCAUGGCAGCUUACUAUGGUGUAGCUAAUGGAAACUGCGGUCUAUGCAGAUCAGUUUAUAAAAAAGAA
Molecule: messenger RNA, 3633 nt
Organism: Spea bombifrons (plains spadefoot toad)
Lineage: Eukaryota; Metazoa; Chordata; Amphibia; Anura; Pelobatidae
Gene: USP6NL
Product: USP6 N-terminal like
Exons: 14
Coding region: 308-2851 (847 amino acids)
Source: RefSeq, a predicted model, not a curated record